Molecule: messenger RNA, 684 nt
Organism: Oikopleura dioica
Lineage: Eukaryota; Metazoa; Chordata; Appendicularia; Copelata; Oikopleuridae
Source: the annotation of a GenBank genome assembly
AUGAAGAUCUACGGUUUUGUAGCAUCCCCGCCAUCAAGAGCUGUUGAGAUUACUUGCAAGUUCGCAGGGGUGGAGUAUGAGUUCGUAAGCCUCAACUUGAUGAAGGGCGAGCACAUGAACAAAGAGUUCCUUGCUAUCAAUCCCCGACACUGCAUCCCAACAAUCGUCGAUGACGAUUUGUCGCUCUGGGAGUCACGGGCAAUUCAACAGUACAUUGCCAACCAGUAUGCACCUGAAUCGUCACUCUAUCCUUCCGAAGCCAAGGCAAGGGCAAAGGUCGACUUUUGGCUAAACUGGGACAUGGGAUCAAUGUACGCCGCCAUUGCAGCUGCUGUUUAUCCAAAGAUGGGCUUUGCCCCUAUUCCCGAUGAUCUUGCAGCGAAAGAAGCCAAGCUUGCGGAACAAAUUCGAUUUUUGGACGGAUCAAUUCCCUCUGGCAACUUCCUGACCGGAACGGACAUUACAAUCGCUGAUAUCAGCAUUGCUUGUGGGCUGACUAUGCCCUGCCUUGUCAAUCCUAACUUCCUCGAUGAUUUCGAAAAUGUCAAAGCCUGGUUUGGACGAGUUGCUGCUUUGCCACAAUUUGCUGGCGUUCAUGGACAAUUCCAAGAAUUCGCUGCACAAAUGAUGGCUGCCAAAGCAGAGGAAGAAAAGAACAAGCCUCAAGUAAAAACUGCUUUUUGA